Molecule: messenger RNA, 1104 nt
Organism: Penicillium verhagenii
Lineage: Eukaryota; Fungi; Ascomycota; Eurotiomycetes; Eurotiales; Aspergillaceae
Product: quinone oxidoreductase family protein
Exons: 3
Coding region: 1-1104 (367 amino acids)
Biological process (GO): cellular response to oxidative stress
Cellular component (GO): cytoplasm
Molecular function (GO): quinone reductase (NADPH) activity; zinc ion binding
Source: RefSeq, a predicted model, not a curated record
AUGUCACUCUGUACACUCCGCAGAAGCAGUAUUCGCCUUGCAGCUGUUCGCAACCAUAUUAUCCCACCAAUCCCCACCUCGAGACCGUUCACAUUCACAUCCAUACGCAACAUGUCCGUCCCCACUACCAUGAAGGCCGUCGUGGUCGAGCAGACUGGUGGCCCCGAAGUCUUGCAAUACAAGACAUCCUACCCAGUGCCUACACCCACUGAAGGCCAGCUCCUUGUUCGCAACAACAUCUCCGGUGUGAACUUUAUCGAUACAUACUUCCGCACCGGCUUGUACGCAUCCCCGAAGCCGGAGAUCCUGGGUCGCGAGGGCGCAGGUGUUGUCGCAGCGGUAGGACCCAACACAUCCGGUUUCCAGGUUGGAGACCGCGUUGCUUGGUUGGCGAAUGGUGGCUAUGCCGAAUACACCGCCGUUUCUGCAGCCAAGACUGUCAAGAUCCCCGAGGGUAUUAGUGACGAGGAUGUGAUGGCUUCCUUCCUGAGUGGACUGACUGUCCUCUCAUUUGCCAAGGAGACUUACGCCGUGCAGAAGGGUGACUGGGUUCUCCUGCAUGCUGCUGCUGGUGGCGCUGGUUUCCUCAUGACCCAGAUCCUCAAGUCGAUCGGCGCAAAGGUCAUCGGAACGGCCGGUGGCGCGGAGAAGUGUGCUCUUGUUAAGAGCCUGGGUGCUGACGUGGUUAUCGACUACCGCAGCGAAGAAGGUAAGGAUUGGGUCAAGUUGGUCAAGGAGGCGACGGGUGGCCGCGGCGUUGACGUCGUGUACGACUCUGUUGGCAAGGAUACCUGGGAAGGUAGCUUGGAAGCUGUUAAGCGCAAGGGGACCAUCGUGUGGUUCGGUAAUGCUAGUGGACCGGUUCCUCCCAUUCCCCUCCCGAGACUCUCCCCGAAGUGUGUUAAGAUCGCUCGCCCCACCCUCUUCGGAUACAUCGAGACUCGAGAAGAGUUCGAGUACUACACCAAUGAACUCUUUACUUUGCUCAAGUCGGGUCAACUCAAGGUCAAGAUUCACAAGGUAUACCCAUUGGAGCAGAUUGCUCAAGUUCACACGGACCUGGAAGGCCGGAAGACAAUGGGCAAGCCUCUUGUGAAGCCGUAA